AUUUCAUUUUCGUAAUUUCCGAAUUUUGUCACUCGUUCAAUUUCAAUAUCGAUAAUAUCUAUCCAUUAAAUUAAAUCAUUCGAUUUUUUGUCUUGUAACUGAAUUUAUCAUAUUCGUAAUUUCUACAGUUUGUAUAUUUGUAUAUUUGCGUUUUUUUCCAUUUUUUUCUUUAAACAUUGUGAUAAAUAAUUUUCGAGAUGUCUUCGCCGAUAGAAGAAAGUGUACGGCGCAAUAGUGAAAGCGAAGGCGGUGAAGCAGAGACACCAGAACAUGACCCUCAUUUCGAGCCUAUUGUUUCGUUGCCCCUUGUGGAUAUCCAGACCAACGAGGAGGACGAAGAAGAGCUAGUGAAGAUACGGGCUAGGCUUUAUAGAUACGACACCGGGGACCAUGAAUGGAAGGAACGGGGCACGGGUGACAUAAAAUUGUUGCGUCAUAAAUCAAACAACACUGUGCGUGUGGUUAUGAGACGAGACAAAACCCUGAAAGUGUGUGCCAACCACUUUAUUACUCCAGACAUUAGGAUGAAUGUUCACUGUGGUUCAGACAAAGCAUUUAAUUGGUCAGUGUUUGCAGACUAUGCAGAUGAGACUUGCAAACAAGAGCUUCUUGCUAUUAAAUUUGGGAAUCCACAGAAUGCUGAAUUAUGGAAAACAAAAUUUGCAGAGGCACAGGAAAUUGUUAGAACGAAAUGUAGUCUGUAUACCCAAGAUCAGUUUUCUGAUGAUGAGAGUAGCAUCACUAGGAGUGAAGAUACUGAUACACCAGAACCUAAGAUCGGGGAUAAGUCCCCUGAUAAAGCAGACAGGCCAGAGGAGGCUGAAUCUGAAGGUGUAGUUCUAAAACUUAAGGAACUUAAAGUGGAAAGUGAUACUGCUGAAUGAAUGUUAUAAAGAUCUGCAUAAGAGGCCAAACUGUAAUGUGUGGUAUUUUUUACAAAUGAUUUAAAAUAUUCGUCUUAUUGUAGCUAUUUUUAGUUUAAUUAUAUCAUUUACAGCUAAUGUCGGUGGAAAGUAGUAAUUUUUUGGGGACAAAUCAUUCCUUCCUUUAUACCAUAAUGAUGUGAUAGAUAAGAAAAGAAGUUUAGAGAAGUGUUUUUUUUUAUUUUCUUUAAACGAAGUACUUUUUUGUAAGUAAAAACGAAUUAUA
Achroia grisella is the source of this 1149-nucleotide messenger RNA. RefSeq names its product ran-specific GTPase-activating protein-like. Gene Ontology annotation, biological process: nucleocytoplasmic transport. Bases 198 to 884 code for a protein of 228 amino acids. Gene Ontology annotation, molecular function: GTPase activator activity. Gene Ontology annotation, cellular component: nuclear pore; cytoplasm. Lineage: Eukaryota; Metazoa; Arthropoda; Insecta; Lepidoptera; Pyralidae. The transcript is spliced from 4 exons. The record is from RefSeq and is a predicted model, not a curated record.